This is a messenger RNA of Racocetra persica, 269 nucleotides long. Lineage: Eukaryota; Fungi; Glomeromycota; Glomeromycetes; Diversisporales; Gigasporaceae. The record is from the annotation of a GenBank genome assembly.
AUACUAAAACUAGAUUGCUGGUAAAAUAUCUCAAAGAUACUAAAGAAGUUUUAUGGAAAAAAUUUAGUUAUCAAUUACCAAACAAUAUUAAAUAUACAACUUUUAUAAAACUUUUGCAAGGAAAACAAUAUAUCUAUCAAGAAAAUCUUGGUGGUCUUUGCUCAACUUGUAAUCGCUAUAGCUAUGAAGUUUUUGCCGAAAUAAGUCGAUUUGUUGAAACAAAUAUUCAAGACAGUAAUAUUCAAGUAAAUAAUUUAUAUACCUUAUAA